AUGGCCACCACGACAACAGGGACAGCAGCAGCCACAGCAACAGGAACAACAGCAAUCGCUACAUCACCGCAACCAGCAGACUGGCAGCUUGCCCAUCAACGCGCCCAGCAACGCAUAAGUACCCUCCAGGCAAAUCGUGAGCAGGAGGUCGCCUCUUAUGGGCGCCUAGGUGCUUUAUUCACGACUCGAGGCGGCGAUAUCAAGACUGGUGCUAGGCCAGCCUUUCGGGUAGGACAGUUAGACACUGAGCUCUUAGACGAGGAGCUGUUGGAACUGUUGAAAGGGCAGCUGUGGAAUGGGUUAAAGUAUUUUCGGCCGUCUCUGAAAGAGAAUUGGGAGCCCGAGUUCAUGUUGCUGCUUCGGGCGGCAUUAUUUAAGCUCACGAUUUGGGACCAUAACGCGACGUAUGGCGCCGCCCUCCAGAACCUCGUCUAUACCGAUGCGCGACGAUCAGGGCCCAUUGAUCAUCCGCCCACAGUUCUCCAAAAGUCGGCGUACGGCCUCCUGACCGUUGGUGGGCGAUACUUCUACCAGCGGCUGCACCUCUAUCUCCUAUCCCACUCCAACCCCGAAGACUCUACUCCCCUCACCGAGCGCAUGUCGCGCAUGAUGGAUACCCUCUCAACCGCCCAUUCCACCGUCUCAUUCGUCUCCUUCGCCGCCUUCCUCCUCACAGGCCACUACCGCACCAUCCUCGACCGCGUCCUCCGUAUGCGCCUCGUCUCCCCCUCCCACAUCGUCUCUCGCGAAGUAAGCUUCGAGUACCUCAACCGCCAGCUCGUCUGGCACGCCUUCACGGAAUUCCUCCUCUUCAUCCUCCCCCUCAUCCGCGUCUCCCGCUGGCGCCGCUGGUGGUCCCGCGCCCUCCGGAAGCUCCGAGGCUCCAACGCCGACCCCUCAGCCGCCCAGGGCGAGCUCGCGUUCCUGCCGGAGCGCACAUGCGCUAUCUGCCACAAGGAGACCGACACGUCGGGCGACUUUGGCGCCACGGGCGGAAAAGCGACCGAUGUCGUGAACCCGUACGAGGCCGUCGGCUGCGGACAUAUAUACUGCUAUGUGUGCAUUGCGGGCAAGAUUGAGCUCGAGGAAGGCGACGGGUGGGGCUGCCUCCGGUGCGGUACUAUCAUUAAGCGGUGCCGGCCGUGGCGCGGCGGGUUGAAGGGGCUCACGGGUGUUGGGGAUUGGGGCGAGGAGGUGGCGGAUAGGCGGAAGGUUGGGUUCGACGACGAGGAGGAGGACGAGCUUGAGAGUGAUAGGGAGCUGUACGACGAGACGGACGGCACGGAGCGGGCGGAGGACGAGGAGGAUGAUCUGAGUGAGGCGGGCACGGAGAAGCCGGAUAUGAAUAGGCUGGGGGCGAGCCUGAAGAGGAGGAGUGGCGGCUCGUUGUGGGCGGAGGAGAGCCUCGAUGAGAGUGCGUAUAAUACGGCUGAGGGCGAGGAUGAGGGGAGUGAGGAUGAUGAUAGGAGGGGGAGGUCGUAG
Molecule: messenger RNA, 1482 nt
Organism: Morchella sextelata
Lineage: Eukaryota; Fungi; Ascomycota; Pezizomycetes; Pezizales; Morchellaceae
Exons: 3
Coding region: 1-1482 (493 amino acids)
Biological process (GO): protein import into peroxisome matrix
Cellular component (GO): peroxisomal membrane
Molecular function (GO): zinc ion binding; electron transfer activity; heme binding
Source: RefSeq, a predicted model, not a curated record